Messenger RNA from Sitophilus oryzae (rice weevil), 677 nucleotides. RefSeq names its product zinc finger protein 177-like. Gene Ontology annotation, cellular component: nucleus. The record is from RefSeq and is a predicted model, not a curated record. The coding region runs from base 1 to 549 and encodes 182 amino acids. NCBI's taxonomy places the organism in Eukaryota, Metazoa, Arthropoda, Insecta, Coleoptera, Curculionidae. The transcript is spliced from 3 exons.
AUGGAAAAAGUUAAAUUACAAAUCCAUUGUCUCAUUGAAGAGAAUGAAAAAGAUCUUAAAAAGCGGCAAAGUAAAGCCAAACAAGGUCAUAUUUGUCUGUACUGUGGCAAGUGCUAUUCCAGAAAAUACGGACUGAAAAUCCAUAUUCGGACACACACGGGUUACAAGCCGUUAAAAUGUAAAUUUUGCGAUAGACCUUUUGGAGAUCCCAGUAAUUUGAAUAAACAUGUCAGAUUGCAUGCCGAAGGUUAUACACCGUACAAGUGUGAACUGUGUGGAAAAAUCUUAGUAAGACGACGAGACCUGGAAAGACAUCUGAAAUCCAGACACAUGAUGGAAACGCAUUUGGGCCAGGAUAUUUUACCAUCAAAUUCGCCAGCUGCCAGUAACGAUGAUUCCAAUUCUGUAAAUGAGGAAACCAUCGAAAUUCAGAAAUCUUCUGAAGACGUCAUAAAUCUGACAUCUAACAUUAAAAAGGAGAAUAAUGCAGAUGACCAUUCUUUAACCAGCAUUAAGUCGGUUGAAGACGAUGACAACAAAAAUGUUUAGAGUUAUAAACAAUUGAAGUUUCCUUUACACAAUGUUAUUAUUAAUAAUAAAAUUAUUGACAAUUCUCUUAUCUCAUGAUCUAGUAUUUUUAAAAUAAUGUAAAUAAAUAUAAUUCUUGUUAAUCCUCA